Messenger RNA from Debaryomyces fabryi, 1014 nucleotides. RefSeq lists its product as uncharacterized. Lineage: Eukaryota; Fungi; Ascomycota; Pichiomycetes; Serinales; Debaryomycetaceae. The record is from RefSeq and is a predicted model, not a curated record. Gene Ontology annotation, molecular function: oxidoreductase activity. The transcript has a single exon. The coding region runs from base 1 to 1014 and encodes 337 amino acids.
AUGGUGAAAUACUUUGAUCCAAGCACCGCUCCUUACUUGAACCCUACAAUUGACCGCAGAGUUGCCUUUAUUACAGGUGGAAAUAGUGGUAUUGGUUGGUUUACAAUUUUACAUCUUUACUUGCAUGGGUAUGUAGUUUAUAUUGCAGGAAGAACUGAAUCCAAAGUACGCAAAGCUAUCGAGGAUAUAAAAGGUGAAGCCGAGAAGAGAGUAAGUGAAUAUACUAAAGAAGAGCAAAAUUCAAGAUCAUUAGGCUCUCUUGACUAUGUUUAUUUGGAUUUGUUAGACUUAUCAACAGUUGAAGCCGCUGCUGAUUCAUUUAGCAAGAAGGAGCCAGAAUUACAUAUCUUAAUCAAUAAUGCUGGAAUUAUGGGUGUACCAUAUGAAGAAACAAAGGAUGGAUAUGAAGUUCAGUAUCAAGUUAAUUUUGCAAGCCAUUUCUUGUUGACAUUUAAGUUGAUGCCAUUGAUCAAGAAGGUAGCUCUGAAAGGCAGUAUUCAACCAAGAAUCAUCCAGCUUACAUCAGAGGGUCAUAGGGCUUCAUAUAGGUAUUUCCGACCAGACGAAAACUUGAACAGGUUUCCCAACUUUUUGUAUACAUGGUACCGUUAUGGAGCUGCUAAAUUAGCGUCGAUACAAUUCAUGAAUUUAUUAGGUAGAGAAAACCCUGAUAUCUUGUGUGCUUCUGUUCAUCCUGGAAUUAUUUUUGAUACAGAGUUGUUUAAUUAUUGGAAAAAAUUGCCGAUACUAGGUUAUUUGUCGUCGGCUUCCAUGUACACCAUAUCUCCAUUAAUCGGUGUGCGCAUUGAAGAAGGAAGUCUUUCCACUUUGAAAGUUGCAUUAGAUCCAACAGUCAAUCUGUUAGAAGAUAGUGGUAAAUACUACGUUACAGGAGGUUACGAAAGCUCUGCUUCCAAAGUAGCACAGAAUGAGAAAGAUGCUAUAACUACUUGGAAUUGGAACUUGAAUUACAUGAACAAGCUUGGUUUUAGUAUUGAUGCUCCAAAAUUUUAG